Molecule: messenger RNA, 1542 nt
Organism: Oreochromis niloticus (Nile tilapia)
Lineage: Eukaryota; Metazoa; Chordata; Actinopteri; Cichliformes; Cichlidae
Gene: gsx1
Product: GS homeobox 1
Exons: 2
Coding region: 297-1028 (243 amino acids)
Biological process (GO): regulation of DNA-templated transcription
Cellular component (GO): nucleus
Molecular function (GO): DNA-binding transcription factor activity, RNA polymerase II-specific; sequence-specific double-stranded DNA binding
Source: RefSeq, a predicted model, not a curated record
GUGGGGCUGACAAGAAUAGACUACAUUAUGCAGUUCAUUUAGUUAACAAGUGAAAUAAUGGGGAAGCGUGCAGUGGGAAUGCCGAGAGAAAGGCACAAAACCCUAUUGAGAGCUCUUGGCCGCUUACAGCGUAACCGUCACAUGGCCGAACCGAGUCCACGGCAGCUAUUUAAAGAGAGGCUGUGCGCCUUCAGCACCACUUCGCUGUCCACAGUCCCGGAGAGAGCACGCUGACGCAACCAAACGAGCACGAACGACUUAAACUUUCGAGCACGCCGAGCAACAAGUUUGCAAACAUGCCGAGAUCUUUUCUCGUGGAUUCCUUGAUUUUAAGGGAGGCCAACGACAAAGGGAACGAGAACAACCCACCUUUAUUCCCGUACGCUGUGCACUCGCCGCAUCACGCGCACGGGCUGCCGGGCUCCUGCCACUCGAGGAAAGCCGGGCUUUUGUGCUUCUGCCCGCUGUGCAUGACCGCCUCCCAGCUCCAUCCAUCUCCACCGACGCUGCCGCUUCUCAAAGCAUCGUUUCCUCCCUUCACCUCACAGUACUGCCACUCGGCUCUGUCGAGGCAACACUCUUCAUCCAACAGCGUCAACCUCAGCCACGGACCGGGGAUAUACCAGGCUGCCUACUCGGUCCCAGACCCUCGACAGUUCCACUGCAUCUCCAUCGAAAACAGUAACGGCAAACUUCAGAGCAGCAAGCGCAUGCGCACCGCCUUCACCAGCACGCAACUUUUGGAGCUGGAGCGAGAGUUCACCUCCAACAUGUACCUCUCCAGACUGAGGCGCAUUGAGAUCGCCACGUACCUGAACUUGUCCGAGAAGCAGGUGAAAAUCUGGUUCCAGAACCGCAGAGUGAAGCACAAAAAGGAGGGAAAGAGCAGCGGCCAAAGGACUGGAUCACAUAACUGCAAAUGCUCGUCCCUGUCAACCGCCAGGUGCUCGGAGGAAGAGGACGAUGACAUUCCCAUAUCUCCUUCCUCGUCCGAAAAGGAAGAUGUGGACCUGUCCGUCUCCCCCUGAACGCCCCCCUCUUUGAUCCCCCCUUUCUGAAAGAUUUUGCUCCUGAUGAUUUUGAAUACAGCCAAAAACAAACAGACUGUUCCACUUGUGUUCAGUCGUCUGUACAUAGAGAGAGAAUAUUUUAAAAUCAGGGGACUGCCCUGAAUUAUUGUAUAGCUGUAUACAUGUUGUACGUUUUGUAUGUAGUUUUUUCUGAAAACAGUCACUUGUUGUUGCCAAUCCGAUGAAUAUGGUAGGCAUAUUUGUAAAGAUACCCCCCCCCCCCAAAAAAACCCCCAAACAAACAAUAGCAACAUUGUUAAUGAGUAUUUUGGGGAAGACAGUAUUUUGUACUAUACUUGGUAAAUACUGGUUAGAUUCAUUCUAUGUGGAUGGAACUGUGACUUAAAAUAUGGAAAGCUGGAGAGAAAUCCGCCGACACCACUCUGAAAUUAUAUCUUCAGUGUAAUUGAAAAAAAAAAUAUUUAUUUAUUUAAAAAUGUUCAUACUUAAAUAAAAAUAUUUCUGAGCGGUA